This is a messenger RNA of Ceraceosorus bombacis, 1124 nucleotides long. The record is from the annotation of a GenBank genome assembly. Lineage: Eukaryota; Fungi; Basidiomycota; Exobasidiomycetes; Ceraceosorales; Ceraceosoraceae.
AUGCAGACCAUCAAAUGUGAGUGCCUGCAGUCUUGUUGCUCACCGUGAACCUCAUCAGUGCAAUGGCACUGAAUGCACUCCCUCUCCUACUCAAAAGGCGUGGUGGUUGGAGAUGGUGCGGUCGGUAAGACAUGUUUACUCAUCAGCUACACCACCAACGCAUUUCCUGUGAGUGACGAAGGCAGGCAGCCCGUGAUGUGCGCGAGACCCUAUCGCGGUUUGUGAGCAGAUCUAGCGCACAUGCUGAAGUUUGUGGUUCUCUACAGGGCGAAUACAUUCCCACUGUCUUCGACAACUACUCUGCGAAUGUGAUGGUUGAUGGCAAACCCGUUAGCCUUGGUGAGCACAAAAGACAACAUUCGAUGCUAGGAUAGUAGCUCGCUUACCUCGACGCCGAAUGCAUGGCGCUCUUCGCAGGUCUGUGGGAUACGGCCGGUCAAGAAGACUACGACAGAUUGCGUCCCUUGUCCUAUCCACAGACCGAUGUCUUUUUGAUUUGCUUUUCACUGGUCAGCCCGCCAUCAUUCGAAAACGUGCGGACAAAGGUAAGCGGGCGCAUUGAGCUGUGUCGUCGACCUGCUUGGCGCAAAAGCGAGGCUGACUCUGCCACCUUUCUGCGGGUUCAUUCGCGUAGUGGUGGCCUGAAAUCAGGUGUGUGCAGACUGGCGCAUCGUCCUAUGGCUUUCUGUGCGGAUGCAUAUGCUGACUCUCGUUGCCACGCACGCAUAGUCACCACGCGCCCAAUAUUCCCAUGAUUCUGGUCGGAACCAAGUUGGAUUUGCGAGAAGACCCGGACACGAUCAUGAAGCUGCGGGACCGCAGAAUGCAGCCCAUUGGAUACCCGCAAGGCAACCAAAUGGCGCGUGACAUUGGAGCGGUCAGGUAUCUCGAGUGCUCAGCCUUGACGCAGAAAGGUCUCAAGGGCGUCUUUGACGAGGCCAUCAGGAGCGUUCGUGAGUGGUCAAAGGCCAAGGUUGAGCGGUGGACACGAGCAGGGCAAGAGCACCCUCGAUGCGUCCUUAUGGCAACUCGUUCUGACAAGGCCUCGUCGGCGCAUACCUUGAUUUCCAGUUGCGCCUGCACCCGUCAAGUCAAAGAAGAAGCGCGCUUGCACCAUCCUUUGA